This is a messenger RNA of Dracunculus medinensis (Guinea worm), 741 nucleotides long. The record is from the annotation of a GenBank genome assembly. NCBI's taxonomy places the organism in Eukaryota, Metazoa, Nematoda, Chromadorea, Rhabditida, Dracunculidae.
AUGAAUAGUGUAAUAGAGAAAGGAACUAAUGCAACAUCGACAAUAUCCAAUGCGGGAGCAGUUCGAGCCUUAUCAUUAGAAUUAAAAAGUCUUCAAAAAUCACCAAUUGAAGGGUUUACAGUAACAGCAAGUGAUGAUAAUAUUUUUGUGUGGACUGUUGGCAUUUUUGGACCACCUGGAACACUUUACCAGGGAGGAUAUUUCAAAGCAAUUAUAAAAUUUCCAGCAAAUUAUCCAUAUUCGCCGCCGACUAUCAAAUUCACAAACAAAGUUUGGCAUCCUAAUGUUUACGAGAGUGGUGACUUAUGUAUUAGCAUUCUUCAUCCUCCCGUCGAUGAUCCACAUAGUGGUGAGUUAGCCUGCGAACGCUGGAAUCCAACUCAAAAUGUCAGAACAAUACUUCUUUCGGUAAUUUCCUUAUUAAAUGAGCCAAAUACAUCGUCACCUGCGAAUGUAGAUGCAUCUGUUAUGUAUAGGCGUUGGGUAGAUACCGGUGGAAAAGAUGAUGAAUACGCUACUAUUGUUAGGAAUCAAGUAGAUUCGUCGAGGAUUGAGGCUGAAAAAGAUGGUGUGGUUGUACCUGAGACUUUAGAAGAAUAUUGUGUAAAAACUAUUGCAAAACCAAAUGAUGAAAUUGAAGUCUUCGAUCUUGAUGAGGAUUAUUACGAUUAUGGCGAUGAAAGUGAUGACGAUAAUGAGUAUGAUGAAAAUGGCGAAGAUAGUGGACAAGGUGAAAGCUAA